AUGAAUCUCGAACCUCGUCAGUACUAUGGUUACUACAAUCGCUGUUACGGCAACAACUGCAACAGCACCUGGAACCGCUGGGGUCGCUGGGUGCUUCUCGCAUGCAUCAUCGGCGUCUUCUUCGUCUUGUUCUUCCUCUUCUCAUGUCUGUCUGCCAGAAGACGCCGCAAGAACGGUUACAAUCCUUACUACGGCACUGGUUGGACUGUCCGCCAUGGUACUCCUACCUACAACCAGAACGUCCAACCUCAGUAUGAGACAAGCUCGACUCCCUACUACAACAACUCGAACAACCCUCCUCCAGCCUACACCGCUCCCAACACGACCAACUACGGCAACAACAUUGAGCUGCAACAACCCCAAGCGGCUUACAACGGUGCCUACGCUCCUCCCAAAGACCCUCCCCCGGGCAGAUACUAG
Messenger RNA from Aureobasidium namibiae CBS 147.97, 420 nucleotides. RefSeq lists its product as uncharacterized. The transcript is spliced from 4 exons. NCBI's taxonomy places the organism in Eukaryota, Fungi, Ascomycota, Dothideomycetes, Dothideales, Saccotheciaceae. Gene Ontology annotation, biological process: vesicle-mediated transport. The coding region runs from base 1 to 420 and encodes 139 amino acids. The record is from RefSeq and is a predicted model, not a curated record. Gene Ontology annotation, cellular component: intracellular membrane-bounded organelle.